Pezoporus occidentalis (night parrot) is the source of this 970-nucleotide messenger RNA. It is a transcript of the gene CMTM8, whose product is annotated as CKLF like MARVEL transmembrane domain containing 8. Gene Ontology annotation, molecular function: structural constituent of myelin sheath. The record is from RefSeq and is a predicted model, not a curated record. Gene Ontology annotation, biological process: myelination. The transcript has 4 exons. NCBI's taxonomy places the organism in Eukaryota, Metazoa, Chordata, Aves, Psittaciformes, Psittacidae. Gene Ontology annotation, cellular component: membrane. The coding region runs from base 143 to 688 and encodes 181 amino acids.
AGGGGCUGCUCACGGCGCUGGGGACACACAAAGCGGCGGCGGCGGCAGGCACUUUCCCGCCGCCCGUGAGGAGGCAGCCAGCCUUGCCUCCGCCCCGCAGCCAGGCUCGGCGCUGGCCGGGGGCAGCCCCGCGGCGCCGACCAUGGAGCCGCCGGUGUCGCAGCCUCAGGAGCAGCCGCCGCGCCCUCGGUCCCACACGGUCACCACCACCAGCAGCUCCUUCACCGCCAACCUGUCCGCCAGCUCCAGCACCCUUGCCUACGACAGGGAGUUCCUGCGGACGCUUCCCGGGCUCUUUAUGGUGACCGAGAUCGUACUGGGGCUUCUGGUGUGGACCUUGAUUGCUGGAACAGAAUACUUUCUAUAUCCAGCCUUCGGCUGGGUGAUGUUUGUAGCUGUGUUUUACUGGGUUCUCACAGUCUUCUUUCUGAUCAUCUACAUGACAAUGACCUACACCAGGAUUCCCCAGGUGCCAUGGACCACGGUGGGUCUGUGUUUUAACGGAAGUGCCUUCAUUUUGUAUCUCAUUGCUGCCAUUGUAGAUGCAUCUUCAGUUACCAAGGAACUGGAGAGUCACAAUUACAACAGCUGGGCAGCUUCUUCAUUCUUUGCCUUUGUGGUUACCUCCUGCUAUGCUGGAAAUACAUAUUUUAGCUUUAUAUCUUGGCAAUCACGAACUUUGCAGUAACUAUUUUGUUACAAUGAAAUCUGUAGUAUAAAAUAUCCUGAGGAUUAUACUCUUGGCAAAAGCUUGGAAGAGGGAUGAGGUCUUUUUGAACAUUUCUGUUAGAAUUGACACUAUAUUCUUUGAGAUUAAAUGAUUAUUUAUAGUACAAUACCAUCUUUACAUCUAACACUGUACUACAUAGUAAAAUUUCUUACUGCUUCUUCUAAAAUUAACACCAUAUUUUUCUAGACAUUGUAUAGAUGUUGUUACUAAACCUUUAAUAAAUCUUACUGGAAGAAUGUG